This is a messenger RNA of Prinia subflava (tawny-flanked prinia), 3441 nucleotides long. RefSeq names its product ephrin-B1-like. The transcript has 5 exons. Bases 777 to 1781 code for a protein of 334 amino acids. Gene Ontology annotation, cellular component: plasma membrane. Lineage: Eukaryota; Metazoa; Chordata; Aves; Passeriformes; Cisticolidae. Gene Ontology annotation, biological process: ephrin receptor signaling pathway; axon guidance. Gene Ontology annotation, molecular function: ephrin receptor binding. The record is from RefSeq and is a predicted model, not a curated record.
UGAAAAAUCUUUUAAAAACAUGAAAAAGUUAAAAAACUGAAAAACCCUCAAAAAAUCCCCAAAAUGUAUUUUUAAAAAAAUUCUCGAAAAAGGUUCAAAAACAUUAAAAGAUCUUUAAAAAAACCUUCGAAAAAAGUAAAAAUAUUUCAAAAUCUUUGAGACCCUCUAAAAAGUCAAAGAAGUGGAAAUCUUUAGAAAAAAAAGAAAAGAAAAUGAACAAAAACCUUUGAAAAACCCUCGAAAAAAAUUAGAAAAACUUAAUUUUGUUUUAAAAUUAAAAAUUUAAAUACUCUCCAAUUCGCUGGAAAAUGGUCCCAAACCCGUCAAACCCCUUUCAACCCCUCUCAAGCGAGUGUUUUUAUGGAAUAUUUCGGUUCCGUCCCUGCCCCGCCGCCGCUUCGGGCGUAGCCGACGGCGUCCGCUGGGCGGCGCUGUAGGAUCGCGGCUGAAGGGGAGGGCGAGGGCAAGCGCGGCCCGCAUCGGGGGGGGUGACGGGCUCGAUGGGGACGGGCCGGUAGGGCGCCCAUACCGGCGCUCUGCCAGCUCGUCCCUAACGCUGUUGCCUCUUCACCCUCCCCCCGGUAACCCGGUAGCAACGGUCGGCAACCGGGAGGCAUGAACAAAAGCAAAAGUCCUCCGCGCUCCCCUUAAGAAUCCACAAUGGGCGUGCCCUCCAGUAAGCCCCCUCCUCCCCCCCGCUCCGCUCAGCCAUUGGCCGUCCGUCCGGGUUGUCCGCGCCGCUGCCUACGCCCGGCCCGUCCCGCCGCCGAGGGACGAUGGCGCAGCCCCGCGGCGGGCGGUGGCUGCUGGGUGUCCUGCUGGCCCUGUGCCGCCUCGCCGCGCCGCUCGCCAAGAGCCUGGAGCCGGUGUCGUGGAGCUCCGCGAACCCCAAGUUCAUGACUGGGAAGGGGCUGGUCAUCUACCCAGAGAUUGGGGAUAAACUGGACAUUAUCUGCCCCAAGGCAGAGCUGUCCAAGCCUUAUGAGUACUACAAGCUGUACCUGGUGAGGAAGGAGCAGGCAGAUGCCUGCAGCACUGUCAUGGACCCCAACGUGCUGGUGACGUGCAACCGGCCCGAGCAGGAGAUCCGCUUCACCAUCAAGUUCCAGGAGUUCAGCCCCAACUACAUGGGCCUGGAAUUCAAGCAGCAGCAGGAUUACUUCAUCACAUCCACUUCCAAUGGCACACUGGGUGGCCUGGAGAACCGGGAAGGAGGGGUCUGCAAGACACGCUCCAUGAAGAUUGUCAUGAAAGUGGGGCAGGAUCCAAACACAGUGAUCCCAGAGCAGCUGACGACAAGUCGGCCGAGCAAGGAGUCGGAUAAAACCAUGAAGGUCAUCACGCAGAGCCCGCACAGCAAGGUCCCGGCAGUGGAGGAGCCCGGCAAGCCAGGCUCCGUCAACCAGGAUGGCCAGGAGACCCAAGGUCCCAACAAUGGCUUCCUGAGCUCCAAGGUGGCCGUGUUCACGGCCAUUGGUGCCAGCUGUGUCAUCUUCAUCCUCAUCAUCAUCUUCCUCAUUGUGCUCCUGAUCAAGAUCCGCAAGCGGCACUGGAAGCACACGCAGCAGCGAGCCGCAGCCUUGUCCCUCAGCACCUUGGCCAGCCCCAAAUGCAGUGGGAACGCGGGCUUGGAGCCCAGCGACAUCAUCAUCCCCUUACGGACUACAGAGAACAACUACUGCCCGCACUACGAGAAGGUGAGCGGGGACUACGGGCACCCCGUCUACAUCGUCCAGGAGAUGCCCCCACAGAGCCCAGCCAACAUUUACUACAAGGUGUGAGGAGCAGCCUGGGAAUGGCCAAUGCAGCAGCGCGGGAGCGCCGGGCACGGGGCUGGCGCCACAGGGAGGAAGCGAAACGCCCCCCUCGGCAUGGCACAGGCAGCGCCGGGAGCGGCACCGGGGAGUGGAGGGCUCAACGUUCACGUGCUGAUUCUCCCCUUUGUGUUCAGUUUUGUAGUUCUCAGCUUUUGUAAUCCCGAGACUCUGAGGGUGAGCCUUCAGCCUCCUCCUCUUCUCCUCCAGACUGUGGCCGGCUGUGGGGGACAGGUGCCAUGCCUUUUCUUGCUCAGGACACCACUAGCAAACCCAGAGAUUCCACCUCCCCUUUGAGCUUUGGGAUUUCCCUGUGUCACCCCUCUGGCCCUGCAGGAAGUGCCCGCCAGCGCUUCGGGGUCCGGGAGCCUGGAGCAAUGCCGGGGCCUCAGUCCCAGGAGCAGCAAGCACACAGGGGGAUGAGGAGGAGGAUGCUUUGCCAAGGUGCCAAUAUGCAGACAACUGUGCAGGGAGGAAGCUGGCAAACCCGAUUUACUAUUACUGCUAUUAUUAUUAUUAUUAUUAUUAUUAUUAUUAUUAUUUUAAUUUUUUGCAACAUUUUUAUUUUUGUGAAUUCCGGGCAGGACUCGGGCCUGCUGCCUCCAGGCACAUGCCGUCACUGCCUUCCAGCACGUGAUCCCACCGGCCACGAGGCAGAUCCCACUCCCUCCACUGCCCCUGGAAACUUUUGUGUUCAUUGCUGUUGACUCUUGUUUUAGUCCCUUUAUAAAAAGAAAGAAAGAAAAAAAAUUCUAUCUCCACCCUGUCUCAAGCAUUCAGUGCGCGAGGGGCCGGACACUGCUCCUGCCCCACGCAGAGCAGCCGUGGCCUGGCAGCCCUUCCCGACUCCUCUGGAGCAUCCCACUGUGGGAAAAAGCCUUUGGCUUUUUAUCAAGCUGGGGCUGAGCCUGCUGGAGGCAAAGUAGGGGUUGGCAGGGGGAAGCUGCAGUCCCCUCCCAAGCUGGGCAUACUGCAGGUGGUUGUCCUUGGAAAGGAAAACUGGAAAACAAAGGUUCCCGACCUGCAGCUCAUGCUGGGAGUGUCAGGAGGAGGCUGGUGCUUGGGGCUGGAAGCCCCCAAGAGGCUGGAGCACCAGGCUUGGCUUGGUUGGGAGCUGAGCCAAAGGCUUUUCCACCCUCCUGGUUUACCUGAAGAAUCCAGUGCCCCUCGGCAGGACUUGCUUUGGGGACCAGCCCCUGCUGUGCCUGUUCCCCACCCUGCUCCUGGCACAGGAGCAUUCCUUGUCCUGCCACCUCCCAGGGGUCCCACAGCCCAGGCUCCCCUGCCCUUGCCUUGCCCAUCUCCUGCCCAAAACUGGAAGGGGUUGAGCCUGCCUGGUGUGAUCAUUCCCAGCUUCCUCUUCCCGGGAGGAGCCGCCAGCACCGCGGCUGAUGCCAGUGAGCUUGGCGGGGCUGGCGGUGCCCUGUCACUGCCUGUCCUCGGGCUGUCCCCCCUUCCUCACUUUCUUUUCCUUCCAGCAAUAGCUGCUUUUUCUCAGGGAGCAGGAGUGGGGCCAGUAGGGCUGUUCCCGCCUGUCCCCAGGGCCCCAAAUCCUGCGUUAGGAAGUGCCCAAAGAGUGAGGGAGCUGCUCUGCUAAAGUGCCUUGACAAGGAGUGGGCGGGAGCAG